Pocillopora meandrina is the source of this 510-nucleotide messenger RNA. The record is from the annotation of a GenBank genome assembly. Lineage: Eukaryota; Metazoa; Cnidaria; Anthozoa; Scleractinia; Pocilloporidae.
AUGCCCCAUCUAUCAGAAGGGUCCUUUCACAAUGAAUAUUUUCCAACAAUCUCCGUUUUGCCACGUUCGUCCCAGUUUGAAAAUUACCCUUUGAAUAUGGCUGGUGAAAUCAGUAGCGCAUCUGAAGAUUUAGGAUGGGAGCUGGAGAUAAACGACCAAACCGUGCUUCAUACGUGGCGAAGGCCAGCCCAGAGAACGAUGUCCUACUCAGAACCUGCUCCAGUUGAGCCUGAGGGACGGGUCCGAACAUGGAGCCUACAUAAUAUGGAGGAGAAACGUUCACGAGGCCAGGAAACGAUGCACAAAGUUAGAGCGUAUCCAUCGCGGCUUCAAUUUCCCGAACAAUCGUUGAAAAACCUGAGAGAAGAAGGCAGUUUAUCUUCACUGGGACACACCUCAGAGGCAUUUAGGUCUCGUUCUUCGUUAGUGAUGUCACUUGUGGAUAAUUACGACAGCCAAAUUGUGCUCAAUUUUUUCCAUCCCAAGAGCCUCUUGAAGCUGAAGAAGUGA